AUGGCUUCCUCGUCACGAUCCAUCCUAUCUAAAGGCUUUCGAUCGAUCUCUCAUUCGCAGAGUAUACUACGUUCCUCAGCUCCUGUACCACGUAUCUCCUCUCAAGGUCAGCGACAUGGUCAACACCCAGCGUCCCCCUUGCGCAUACCGUCAUUAUCCCCCAAACGACAGCUGAGAGCAUUUACGAGUAGCUCCAGGUAUCAGACGGAACAAGGAGAGAAACCCGCAUCAACAUUAUCUCCAGAAGAGUACGAGCAAGUCUCUGAACGGGAUAUGGACAUCUUACAUGAGAAUUUGGAGAUUUACGUUGAACAGUUCGGAGAAAAUGAUUGGGAGGUUGAAUAUAGUUCCGGCGUAAUGACUCUCUCCCUCCCACCUCACGGUACAUACGUGAUCAACAAGCAACCCCCCAAUUUACAAAUAUGGAUGUCAUCCCCUUUAUCCGGUCCAUCGCGAUUCGACUACAUAACCUCCAAAGGGUGGGUUCACCAUCGAGACGAGAAGAUCGUAUUUAGGGAUCUGUUAGAACAGGAGUUGAGGGAGCUGUUGAGGAGACAGGGGAAGGAAGGUGAGGCGGAGGAAUGGGAAGGUACGGGAUUAUAA
This is a messenger RNA of Kwoniella botswanensis, 603 nucleotides long. RefSeq names its product iron donor protein CyaY. Gene Ontology annotation, cellular component: mitochondrion. Lineage: Eukaryota; Fungi; Basidiomycota; Tremellomycetes; Tremellales; Cryptococcaceae. Gene Ontology annotation, molecular function: iron chaperone activity; ferrous iron binding; 2 iron, 2 sulfur cluster binding. Bases 1 to 603 code for a protein of 200 amino acids. The record is from RefSeq and is a predicted model, not a curated record. The transcript has 3 exons. Gene Ontology annotation, biological process: intracellular iron ion homeostasis; iron incorporation into metallo-sulfur cluster.